Venturia canescens is the source of this 1623-nucleotide messenger RNA. RefSeq names its product Ssu72 CTD phosphatase (gene Ssu72). The transcript is spliced from 4 exons. Gene Ontology annotation, biological process: termination of RNA polymerase II transcription. Lineage: Eukaryota; Metazoa; Arthropoda; Insecta; Hymenoptera; Ichneumonidae. Bases 373 to 963 code for a protein of 196 amino acids. Gene Ontology annotation, cellular component: nucleus; mRNA cleavage and polyadenylation specificity factor complex. The record is from RefSeq and is a predicted model, not a curated record. Gene Ontology annotation, molecular function: RNA polymerase II CTD heptapeptide repeat phosphatase activity.
CCCGAAAAAGUACUUCACAUAUAACGACAUAACCCCGUAAUAUCAGCGGGUGACAAAAUUUACAAGAUUAAUCUAAAUCAAGAGGAGUAAAAUAUUCUUAAGCAAGUACGGUCUGUAGUGAAAAUCAAACCUUCCCCUUCCCUUUCCCCUGCCAACACGAUCGCCUGACAACCGAAAAAGUAAAAUAGACAAAAGUGCCAGUUUUUUGUUGGCUUUCAUGCAAUAAAAUAUCGUUGUACGAGCGAAAAAUAAAAGUGAUGUGCGUUUAAAAAAAUGGCUGAUCUGAAACAAGAUUAAAAAAGAUUGUACGUUUCGAGAGAAGGUUGAAAAAGUGUUAUCAUAAGGUACAUAUUACAAGCUCCUGUUUCAAAGAUGCCAGCUACGAAGGCUUUGAAUAUUGCUGUCAUAUGUUCGAGCAAUAUGAAUAGGAGCAUGGAGGCUCACGCUUUUUUGAGUAAAAAAGGUUUUAAUGUAAAAUCUUUCGGCACGGGAGACAAGGUCAAAUUGCCUGGAAGUGGACCUGACAGGCCCAAUGUAUAUGAUUUUGGAACGACUUACGACGAAAUUUACAAUGACCUUCUGACAAAGGACAAACAACUAUACACGCAAAUGGGCUUGCUUCACAUGUUGGACAGAAAUCGCAGAAUUAAACCAAGACCAGAACGCUUCCAGUGUUCCAAAGACAAAUUUGAUAUUCUUAUAACUUGCGAAGAAAGAGUUUACGAUCAGGUGAUUGAAUGCAUGGAAGGUAGAACGCCGGUAGAGAACCAACCUGUACACCUAAUAAAUAUCGACAUUCAGGAUAAUCAUGAGGAAGCAACCGUCGGAUCCUUUCUCAUUUGUGAAUUAGUAACGACUCUGGCCAAUAGCGAUGAUUUAGACAACGACAUAGACAGCUUGCUGUACGAAUUCGAGUCCACCAAGUUUGGAAGAAUGAUGCUGCAUACUGUACUGUUUUACUGAACAAUUGUCAAGCCGCCGAUAGGAAUAAUAUUAAUAAUCAACAAGAAAAAUAUAUGGAUAUACAUAUAUAUUUAUAUAAAAGGCCACAGUAAGAAAACUGGAAACGGACACUUGAUAGGUACAUUGAUAAUUUUCAGAAGCGUAACGUUUGAAUGCAGCAAAAAUUCUUUUUCUCAAAUUGCUCAUAAUUUCAUACAAAAUUUAAUAUGAAGAAUUUCAAUUGCAUUCCAACGAUGCAGUACUAUAAAGAAGUUUUAGAAUUUAGAAUUUUUUGUCGUUAUAAACUGUAUGAAACAAUUGAAUUUCAGCUGCAUGUGGACGAAAUCCAAAUUGAAAAUAUUGCAGCAAUUCCAUCAUGUUUAAUCAUACUACACAAUUGCAAACGGAAUCAUAUUGUACAUAUACCUAGAAGAAAAAGAAUCAACAAAUAAUCACAGUUACGCUCAAUAUAUUUAUUGAGAUGUUCCAAUUGAAUUGUUAAUCAUAUAAAACGAACAAUUUACAACAACGUAAAGCAUCCAGUUGGACGUGGAAACGAAUUAUGAAAAAGGAUGAGGAAAAAUAGAAAAAUAAAAAGAAUCAACGGCGUACGUUGUACACGAAUAUACACAAUUUGUACAGGGGAAUACGAAAAAUAUGACUAUAAUUAAGAUUUAAAAA